CAUUUUUUGGAGCAAGUGAUGUGUAGUCGUCGUCAAUCGACGAAGAUUCGACCCCAAAGAACUUUUUGUAGUAGUUCACAAUCACAUACACAUUAACCUCGACCUAGAAAUAGAAUACAACGUAUGCAUCAUAUACCUACGCGGCAUCAUAGUAGUUCACAUUCACCUCCACCUAGAAGACGGCCUAAAGCACUUGCUCAAUAUUUAGAAACCAAAACGUCGAGAAUCAAAAUGCCUCCUUCCCGACGUCCCGUUCUCAGCAUGGAAGGCCUUCGGGUGGCCCAAUUGAAGGACAUGUGUCGCGAAAAGCACUUAUCGCAGACCGGCAAGAAAGCAGACUUGAUUGCGCGAUUAAAUGCUGCUUGUGGAGGCGAAACGGCUAGCAUUGGACUCGAGUCCUCGAAAAGAAGUUCAGGCUCAUCUGGGCAGAACAACAGGAGUUCAGGCUCAUCUGGGCAGAACAAGAUGUCCGAUGCUGCCUCGCCUAAUGCAGUUGGUGAUGCGGUUGCGGCUGCCUCCACAGCAGGGAGAAAUAUUGGCGGUCGUUCUAUUGGUAACGCAGGUAUAAUUGAUGUUCAUCUUGUGGCUCAAAAACAGCAGGAAGCUGAAGUUAAUGUUGCUGGCGAAGGACCUAUUACGACUGAGCAACAAGAAGACCAUGAUCUUAACGAUGGCCAGAGGACACUGUUGCUUGACGAUUCUCCGUCUUCGGUACAGCAGGUUAAUAAAAGUACUCAUCAGCGAGACGAAAUAGUCGACCUAGAUACUAGCGACGACGAAGAGAACAUUAACGAUAGAGCAGAGAGUGCGGGGUUACCUCCAGGUCCAGAUGUAAGUAACAAGACUAGAAAAAACCUUAACCUACCUCCUCCUCCUCCUCCCGCACUACACCUUGGAGGACUCUUUGGCGCUGAUGAGGACGAUGUUGGCGUUGCACCACGACCAGCACAGCCAACUAGUGUACAACUAGCUAAAGAUAAAGUACUAGAAGAUCUACUUCAAGGUACUACAACUAGUAACAAUAUACGAACGGCUUCUUCCAGUUCCAACCUUCCUUCUAGUAGUUUGUUGAAUAACAAGGAGAAUCAGGAUCCACACCAGGAAGAAGAAUUGUUAGGCUGCAAGCGAAGGAAACUUGAGGUCUCGGAAAACGCUUCCAACAUCUUCAACGAACAGAAAGUUUCGAAGUCGACAAGUAUUAGUGUAGGGCCACCUCCUUCGAAUUCACCUAAGCUUGUCGCACAGGAGUUAUCAACGUCAUGCGCGGAGAUGGGCAAAACAGGCGAGGAGGGUAGCAGUAGUAGUAGCUCCAACUUUAAAAAUGAGAACCCGGCGAACAAACCCAUGGAUAGAAAUAUCGCGCCGACGAGAACCACAACAAUCACGCCGACAACGUCCUCCUCGACAACAUCACGAGGAGCACCACCAGCCAGGAACAAAAAAUUUGCACAACCCGCAAAGAAGUUUUUGAAUGCUGCACCGAUUUUAGACGCUAGUUUUAUCCCUUGGAAUUCGAGUGGGGCUCUAGGUGAUGAAAACAAAAAGCCACAAGGGGAAGUGUCCGGAAUUGAAUGUGGAAAUGAAGGUAGCAAAGAGCAGACUGGCUAUGCCGAAGACAAUUGCCACGCUGAAGGCGCACAUCACAAGGAUCCUCAACAAGGACUACAAGCUGCGGAGAAGCAAUCAUCGUCGAAUGUGGCAGAUGUGCAGAAGCAAAAUGUUAGCGGAGGUAGCAUCUCGAUGAAAUCGUCUUCAUCGUCAUCUGGUGACACUGCAGCAACAACAGCUUCCUCGUCCUCCUGCUCUUCGUCGUCUUCACGGAAUGCAGCUAACAGCAGUCGCAAUCCUGUGACUGAUCUCGAACAACAAUACCUUGCCCAACUUCGCAAUGAGAGUUUGCAUAAUUUGAGUAGUCAGAGAACAAGAGGAGCUACCCAGUCGCAGACGCAGAAUCUAAGAAGUCAACAAGGAGGAAUUAGAGCUGGAACUACUACGUCAACGGGAGGACAGGAUUUUUACGAAGUAGACCAGGAAAUCCAGUUUAUCCCACCUCCAUCAAAUAUCCAGAUAGCUCCAGAAAACGAAGCCAAUUUGUCCUUUACCAGCGUCGGAGAGGAUGGCUGGAUCAAAAAAAUGCCUUCUAGAACAAACCUUGCAGAUGCAGGUUUCGAUACCAAGACAACUUCAACGCCAACCUCCACAGAAGUACCUCAAUAUCGAGGCUUUCAGAAAAACGUAGUGAAACCUCGACCAAAUCUAGGAAGAGUAUCUACCAUUUGUUCUUGACUCUGUAGAUGUACAGGAAAUUAUACGAGAUGGACUCCGACUCUUUGUUACUCUUUGAAAACAACUACGACGUCGACUUCGACAUCGUAACCCC
Molecule: messenger RNA, 2380 nt
Organism: Amoebophrya sp. A25
Lineage: Eukaryota; Dinophyceae; Syndiniales; Amoebophryaceae
Source: the annotation of a GenBank genome assembly